This is a messenger RNA of Orussus abietinus, 2576 nucleotides long. RefSeq names its product ceramide kinase (gene Cerk). The coding region runs from base 84 to 1625 and encodes 513 amino acids. Lineage: Eukaryota; Metazoa; Arthropoda; Insecta; Hymenoptera; Orussidae. Gene Ontology annotation, molecular function: kinase activity. The transcript is spliced from 8 exons. The record is from RefSeq and is a predicted model, not a curated record.
GACCCGGACUCCACGACCAGCGGACGGUCCGCGACGGAAGUCGCCGCCGAUCUCGCGAGAGCCUAGGGCGAGACGACUCCGAAAUGCAGGACACGGAUAACGACUCGUCGGGGGCCGUGCUCCUGAACACCUUCGUCAUCAAGAAAAAGAGAUGCAGGGUCUAUUUUCACCGCGGCACCCUCAUCUGGGAGACGGAACGACCACCCUACACGAGGUGGACGUUGCCCUUGACCGACGCGUUGGCAGCGAGAUUCGCCGAUGGCAGCGUACCCAUUUCCCCCGAGAGCAAGGAGAAGCAGUCGUCACCUCCGACGUCGUCGCCGACGAGUUUCGUCCUACAUUACGCAGCCCAGGGCCCGAAGAAUAAGUGGAGUCACCACACGGUCACGAUGAGCCACACGGAGCCUCGCCAGGUCGCGUCCUGGGUCAAGACCAUCAGGAACUACCUCAAGAACAUUAGUCAGCGGCCGAGGAAGAUAUUGAUCUUCGUGAACCCCUACGGCGGCAAGAAGAAGGGCCUAAAGAUCUGGGAAAAGGAGGUCCAGCCUUUGCUGAAGAUCGCGGAGAUCGAGAGCAGGGUGAUAGUCACCGAGAGAGCUGGACACGUGCGCGACACUUUGCUGACUACCAACUUGGAUGAUAUUCAAGCAGUGGUGUGCAUCGGGGGUGAUGGAACGUUCGCAGAGGUUUUUAAUGGAUUAGUCUUGAGGACUGCCAAGGAUCAUCGGAUCGAUCCCAAUGACUCGAAUGCUAAUUUUCUUGUGCCGUCGCUUCCUGUCGGUGUCAUUCCCAGUGGAAGUACCGACACCUUGGCUUACAGUCUGCACGGCACUACGGAUGUAGAAACUGCCGUCAUACAUAUCAUCUUUGGAGACACCACCGGCCUAGAUCUCUCAUCUGUCCAUAACAACCGAUCCCUUCUGAGGUUAUAUGCCAGUGUUCUGAGUUAUGGAUAUCUUGGCGAUGUCAUCAGAGACAGCGAGAAGUUUCGUUGGAUGGGACCACAGAGAUACGAUUACUCGGGAUUUAAGAAGCUCAUGGCGAACAAAGGCUACGAUGGUGAGAUCGAACUUUUGUCGGACCCCUGUCAUCCAGCCGCUAGCACGAGGUGCAUGCAAAAUUGCACGCGUUGCAUUCAGCACAUGCACAAUAGUGUACCUGACAAAGAAAUUACAAGAAAACUUAUAGUUAGAGGGAAGUUCUUCAUGGUGAAUGGUGCAAACGUUUCUUGUGCAUGUUCGAGGAGUCCCUUGGGAUUUAGUCCACAUUGUCACAUUGGCGAUGGAUGUGUCGACGUAAUUCUGGUUCGACAUACUUCCUUCAUCAACAAUUUGAGAAUGUUACUUAGGCUUAGUAGUAAAAACAAGACUCUCUAUGAUCUACCAUUCGUUGAGGUCUACAGAGCAAGAGAAUUCACGUUCCGGGCUCUCCCCACUUUGCACUUACAGUCCGAAAACGAAAUUACCGCAUCCCAUUUACUUUCAGGUUUAAGUGUAUGGAAUUGCGACGGUGAGGUUAUUCAGGAUCCAAACGUUAAAAUAAGAGUACAUUGUCAAUUGUUAAAAGUUUACACGAGAAGGGUCCAAGAAAAUCCCGAUGAACCGUCCUGCUUCUGUUCAUUGUGAAGUAUUCCUUGGUACAGUGGAGACGAAUUUUGGUAAUCACAGCAGUGGCCCUAAGUGAGGGAUGUACUUAUAAAAGUACUUCCAUAUUUGUUGAACACCAAUACCGAUAUCACAGAGUUCCUUAAACUUGCCCUGGUCUCUUUGCAGUGAGACAAAAUAUGCAUAAUGUCUCGAGAAUUGUACUUGAUAGGUGAUGAAGAGACACGUUCUAAGUGCAUUUAUUGCACCGUUGUAACAUUCCCAGCAAAUCAUUUUUCAGAAUUCAUUAGAAAUGUCAGAAUCAUUUCUGGUGAAAUGCUGAGAGGUUUACGUCUGCUUUGGAAACUCUCUUCGUCAGAGUUAUUCAGGUAUUAGGCUGCUAGUAACUGAAGACCAACACAUAAGAAUGCGUAUUUUUAACGUAUAUUUUGGCACAAAAAUGAUUGCCUUUGUGCUCUAUUUGAUAUUUUCACUGAGUCGUGGAGAAUGAAUACAAUAAAUUGAUGACGAUAAAUUGAGAAUUUCCAAGCCAUAUGGUGCAGUCGAGGUGGAAUCAAUUAUAACAGCUUUUUCACCCUUCACAAUGUUUAAAUGCUAUUGAGAUUAACAUCAAUUUAACACUUUAGCGUCCAUGACUCGUUUCACUGUUAAAAAUGUCUAAUUAUAAAAGAUAAUUUUAACAGUGCGCACCUGAUAUAAUAGUCUUCAAUUAUUAUAUUAUGUUAAUUGAAAAAACAUGAUACGUCCAUGUCUAACAACAUUGUUGUUAAACAGCCAGUAAUAAGUUUAAGACGUUUUAGAUUAUUUUGUUUUCACUUGAUCAGAACAUUCCACUGUAUACGUUAUAGUCUGUUGGAUGCUUUACCAUUAACAGACUAUCGUUGAACACGCUUUAUUAUUUGAUCGAAUGGUAGACAAAGACGAAAGAAGCUACGAUGACGUUAGCUGAAUUGGUAUAUACUUGUACAUACA